Molecule: messenger RNA, 2704 nt
Organism: Ceratina calcarata
Lineage: Eukaryota; Metazoa; Arthropoda; Insecta; Hymenoptera; Apidae
Gene: Hecw
Product: Hecw ubiquitin protein ligase
Exons: 2
Coding region: 1-1023 (340 amino acids)
Biological process (GO): regulation of dendrite morphogenesis; protein ubiquitination; ubiquitin-dependent protein catabolic process
Cellular component (GO): cytoplasm
Molecular function (GO): ubiquitin protein ligase activity
Source: RefSeq, a predicted model, not a curated record
AUGGCAGCUUCGAAGAAGGAUUUACAAAAGAGCAAAUUAGUGAUCAUGUUCGACGAGGAGGAAGGCGUGGAUUACGGUGGACCGUCGCGUGAAUUUUUUUUUCAUCUGUCGCGCGAACUUUUCAACCCUUACUACGGGUUGUUCGAGUAUUCCGCUAACGACACGUACACCGUACAAGUGUCGCCGAUGUCGGCUUUCGUGGAUAAUUACCACGACUGGUUCAGAUUCUCCGGUAGAGUGUUGGGAUUGGCUUUGGUACAUCAAUAUCUUCUCGAUGCCUUUUUCACGAGGCCGUUUUACAAAGCUCUCCUCCGAAUACCGGCGAGCCUCAGCGAUUUGGAAAGUUUGGAUCAAGAGUUUCAUCAGAGUCUGAUGUGGAUCAAAGAGAGGGACAUAAGCAUCGAGCCGUUAGAGUUGACCUUCUCCGUGACGGAGGAGCUGUUGGGACGAGUGGCCGAACGGGAACUAAAACCGGGCGGCAGAAACAUCGCCGUUACCGAGAAGAAUAAAAAGGAAUAUCUCGAACGCGUCGUACGUUGGAGACUCGAACGAGGAAUCGCCGAACAAACGGAGUCGUUGGUGCGCGGAUUCUACGAGGUCGUGGAUCCGCGAUUGGUAUCGGUGUUCGAUGCACGUGAAUUGGAACUGGUGAUAGCCGGGGCAGCAGAGAUCGAUCUGAACGACUGGAGGGCUCACACCGAAUACAGAAGCGGUUAUCACGACGCUCAUCCGGUCGUGGAGUGGUUUUGGAGCAGCAUCAGUCGAUUUACCAAUGAACAACGGCUGAGAUUACUACAAUUCGUCACUGGUACGUCGAGCAUUCCGUACGAAGGAUUCGCGGCUUUACGCGGAUCCACAGGGCCGCGAAAGUUUUGCAUUGAAAAAUGGGGAAGACCCAACAGUUUGCCCAGGGCUCAUACGUGCUUCAAUCGUUUGGAUCUUCCACCGUAUCCUACGCCUGAAAUUUUAUACGAAAAGCUGUUGUUGGCAGUGGAAGAAACGAACACCUUCGGGAUAGAGUAAGUCGCGCAGACGACCCGAACGACCAUCUGCUGUGCACCAAGUUUCGUUCGAACCACAAGUAUUAACAGAUCCAAAGACCCGUCAUUGGUAAUGGUAAUUCUACCUAUCGUUCUCGAAUCUCGAGUGAUCCGCGAUUCCAUUCUUUAGAUGCCAGCGGCAGAAUCAAAACUGUAUCAAAAUGUAAAUAUUUAAGAGAGAGAAAGAGAGAGAGACAGAGAGAGACCGUUUCGCGCGCAUAUUUUGAACGUAUUUUCUCGACACGAUUCUGAUACGACAUACUUACGUAUAAUAAUGUCUCGUAAAAAUACUCUUGGAACAAAUCGUUCGACGAAAACGAUGCUGAAGUAGCUGACUGUUGCGUUUUCACAGAAGGACAUGUACCAUAGUUACAUUGCUAAUUUAUUAAUUUAUUCCGUAGUUAGUUAGUUAAUUAGUUAGUAGAUACGAUAAUGAUUUCUAGUCCAUUCGAACGUUGAAUAUCGUUGCUAUUUUUUCCGAAUAUUUCCAACUAUUCCACGCAUUCCAAUUCUUUUUAGAGUCGUCAUGAUUAAUUUACAUUAGCUGCGCGAACCAGAACCAGAUGUUUAGAAAAUAACAAAUUUUUACUGCAUAUUUAGAUGCGAUACACGAUGCGUCGUGCACGAUCUCGGGAGAUGCCGCAGACUAUUAUAAACGUCCUUCCGAUCGGUUCGUCGGCGUGAUCGUCGAGAAAGAUCGACAAACAAUGCGAAAUCGAUAAGAACAACGGGGAUAAUGAUUAAUCGUUGUCAGCUUUAGGUUCCGGUUCCGCGUUUGAACAGCUUACCGAGUGGUCGAGUCGAUGCGUAAAACAUGGUUCGCAAUUUUGUUACGUUGAGACUAACUUCAAAAGAAGCACUAGCCAAGAAUUAUUACUAUAUAUAUACACACACACACACACGCGCGCGCGCGCGUUUGUUACUCGAAGGAUUGGUGGUUAGUGGAUAUGUACAUACAUACAUACAUACAUACAUAGACACACACACACACAUAUACACUCCCUCCCAUGCUUCAAGAUUCAACCUCUACCUCUUGAACUUCAAAUAUCGCUUAGGUGGCUUUUACAGAAAAAUAUUUUCUCUCAUUCAUUUUUCAUUCUCUUCCUCCUGAUCCUCUUAAAUCCCCGGCCCUUAAAGUAUACACACUGAUGCGCAAAUACGCAUGGGAACAUUGGGAACGGCUAUGGGAACGACGAGAACAGACCUAAUCCUACUUCGUGCUUUUCGUCUAUCUGAGAUCGUUCGAGUUCACGCGUUAAUAACAAAUGACGAUGACCGGUGGCGGCGGCGAUGUCGAUAUAAAUAACGAUACCAACGUUAGCAUUAGUAGUAACUAAUAGCAAUGAUGUUAUUCAUUCGACAUCGAACGGAAGUAUGUACUAAUAUCAUGUGAUGAUCGUUGAAAUCGACUUGCACUUUCUAUUAUCCGUAAACUAGUCACAUAGAAUACAUAGUAAAUAUACGGUAGAUUACUUGGAGUAUAAUAAUGUAUGUACAACAAGAUGACAUAGGCAGGUGUGAUCUUCGAUCUUGCAAUUAGAUGACACACACAUACACACACACACACGCACACACAUUUACAAGGAACCGUGAUCGUGUGAAAGCAUUCUUUACUUUAUUGUUAAAGAAAAUAAAAUGUGCCUCUUUUGUUAUGUUACAUUGAA